UUGGUCUCCGAGUAUCCAUCAUAAUUAUCAUCGUCACUGGCUCAGGGUCUAGUCUUGUGAUGGAUCGUAUACAACAAACGGAGGGUGAAUAAAACGAUACGAUGGUUAAACCACUAACCUUCAAGGGUGAUAAAAAGCGUAAGAAGCGCAAGCGUCCCCAGACCGAAACGGAUGACCAAUCUCUUGCAGGGCGGCCUGAUCCUUUAAGCAACUCCAAGGAGAAUCCUGAAGACGUCUCUGCCGCCGAGGAGGACCAAAAUUGGGUUUCCGCAGACUCACCGACAGACAUACUAGGCCCAGUCGUCAUUGUUUUACCCUCGAGCCCGCCCACGUGCAUCUCAUGCGAUGGCAACGGGAAAGUGUUUGCUCUUGAAAUUGAAAACCUCAUAGAGGGAGACCCCGCCACGGCGGAGCCGCAUGACGUGCGACAAGUGUGGGUUGCUACGAGAGUCGCGGGCGCUGAAGGUAUCAAUUUCAAAGGACAUCAUGGGCGAUAUUUAAGUUGCGAUAAAUAUGGAAUCUUAAGCGCAAACGCUCCCGCCGUAUCGGCUUACGAAUCUUUUGUCCCAAUACCCUCACCGGACUUGCCUGGUACAUUCUCCUUCCAAGUAGCAGGUGGCGAUAGAGAAGCCUUCCUCUCCAUAAAGGAACCUCGCGGCACUUCCGCAUCUACGCCUGCGUCAGCAGUCGAGAUCCGUGGCGAUGCAUCCAGUAUCUCAUUCACUACUACAUGCCGCGUCCGCAUGCAGGCGCGUUUCAAGCCAAAACUAAAGGCAUCCAAAGAGUCCAAGGCAUUGGAGAAAAUCAGCCGCAAGGAAUUGGAAGCUGCGGUGGGGAGGAAACUGGAAGACCACGAAGUGAAACGGCUGAAAAGGGCGAGAAAGGAAGGCUCCUACCAUGAAGAAAUCUUGAAUGCUAGGGUUAAGGGAAAACACGAUAAAUUUGCCUCGUGAUGCAGGUUUUAGCCUCCCAACACUGUAUCGUACAAACCGCGCUUUGAUUAACCAGACGUUCUCGUGUUUCUCGCCCCUUAAACGAAAUUGAGAGAUCCACUCUGUGGCGACUUUUCUUGAAAGAGACCUCGAGAGAACAUAAUCACUUCCCCAUUCGCUCAGUCAGAUUGACCUGGAACUUGGAUGUCUGUCUGUUUGUACAUACAUUGACAUGCUAUUAUACGCUCCAAACAUGAACACUGGAUUUGGCUACCAUACCAGCCCUGUAUGGUAUCCCAUGCCGUGGGAUUCGAUUCGACUUCUAACUUCUAUCGGCCCUGUAACCGAGGCGGGAGGAAAUUGUACCUAAAAUGCAUAUUAUGGCGGCUAGAGAGAAUGUUUUGACGUGGGCCCUUUUGAAGAUCUUAACUAAAUCUCCUAUACGGUAGCCAUAUGAUAAUUCUUGGCCCAAUGGGUUUAGUUAUUAGAAGCAUUAUAGGUUCGGGGGAGGCCGCGUACCCCCUACUCUUUAUCUGGGUUAAAAAAUGUGACUCAACAGCAAUGGAUGAUGAAAUUCCCACAAGAAAACAAAGUAUACAUUAUCUUCCCCCAGGUACAUAUAUACUUCCCAAGAAGUACCAAAAUAUCUCAAAAUAUCUAUAUAUUAAUAAACAAAUAAAUGAAAACCCAAUUACGGCGCUUGUGCGUCUAGAAG
This is a messenger RNA of Blastomyces dermatitidis ER-3, 1647 nucleotides long. RefSeq lists its product as uncharacterized. Gene Ontology annotation, cellular component: striated muscle dense body; catalytic step 2 spliceosome; nucleolus. The coding region runs from base 102 to 953 and encodes 283 amino acids. The transcript is spliced from 2 exons. Gene Ontology annotation, molecular function: actin filament binding. NCBI's taxonomy places the organism in Eukaryota, Fungi, Ascomycota, Eurotiomycetes, Onygenales, Ajellomycetaceae. The record is from RefSeq and is a predicted model, not a curated record.